Molecule: messenger RNA, 261 nt
Organism: Guyanagaster necrorhizus
Lineage: Eukaryota; Fungi; Basidiomycota; Agaricomycetes; Agaricales; Physalacriaceae
Exons: 2
Source: RefSeq, a predicted model, not a curated record
CCGAAUGGCAACGUCGGGGCCUGUGGCACGCCUUUGCAGAACUCUGACCAUAUUGUCGCGCUCUCCAACAACCAGUACGCUAGAGGAGUGCAUUGCUGGAAGCAUAUUGGUGUGCACUACAACGGUAAAUUCAUAGACGCUGCCAUUGGUGACAUUUGCUCUGGAUGUGGCAAUAACGGGAUUGAUCUUUCGGAGUCGGCAUUCCAGAAGCUUGCCCUUCUUGAUGAUGGGGGCAUCAAGGUAACCUGGAACUAUGAGUAG